Messenger RNA from Salvia splendens (bonfire salvia), 1449 nucleotides. Its product is annotated as tryptophan synthase beta chain 1. Gene Ontology annotation, cellular component: cytoplasm. The record is from RefSeq and is a predicted model, not a curated record. Gene Ontology annotation, molecular function: tryptophan synthase activity. Lineage: Eukaryota; Viridiplantae; Streptophyta; Magnoliopsida; Lamiales; Lamiaceae. Gene Ontology annotation, biological process: L-tryptophan biosynthetic process. Bases 73 to 1401 code for a protein of 442 amino acids. The transcript is spliced from 5 exons.
AAUUCGAAUCGACUCGGUUUUGAUUGGCCAUUGCGAACCGUACGACACAAAGGUUUCAAGGUAUGCUCAGUGAUGAGCCGCGAUACUCAGACUCAGAUUCAAACUCAAACUCAAACUCAAACUCGGAAAACAGAUGUUCUCCAACUAAUCGAUGAAACGGAAGAAUCCUUGUUUAGGACAGGCAAGUUUGGCAGGUUUGGAGGCAUCUUCGUGCCUGAAACACUAGUCACUUGUCUCAAGGUGCUGCUGUCUGAGUUCAAUCUUUGCAUGCAUGAUCCCCACUUUCAGGGCGAGCUUUCGACUGCACUGAGAGAUUACGUUGGCCGUGAAACUCCACUCUACUUCGCUGAAAGACUCACCGAUCAUUACAAGAACGGCCGGGGCGAAGGCCCCGACAUUUACCUGAAGAGAGAAGAUCUCAGCCACGGUGGAGCGCACAAAAUCAACAACGCCCUCGCUCAGGCCAUGCUCGCCAAGCGCAUGGGCCGGCGGAGCGUGGUGGCAGCCACCGGUGCCGGCCAGCAUGGCGUCGCCACGGCUGCUGCCUGCGCCAAGCUCGCCAUGGAGUGUACCAUAAUCAUGGGCCACCUGGAUAUGGAGAGACAGUCCUCCAACGUGCUCUUGAUGAAGAAUUUUGGCGCAGAGGUGAAAUCAGUUCGAGGCACGUUCAAGGAUGCGGCGUCGGAGGCGAUACGCGAGUGGGUGGGGGAUUUGGAGAGGAAGUACUACUUAGCCGGGACAGCAGUGGGGCCACACCCGUGCCCGGCCAUGGUGCGGGAGUUCCAGUCGAUCAUCGGAAAAGAGACGAGGAGACAAGCGGUGGAGAAGUGGGGAGGGGAGCCUGAUGUUUUGGUGGCUUGUGUGGGAAGUGGUUCCAACGCUCUCGGAAUGUUUCACGAGUUUGUGAGAGACAAGGACAUCCGGUUGAUUGGAGUCGAGGCGGCCGGGACCGGAAUAGAUGGAGAAACACACUCUGCUACUCUAGCUAAAGGAGAGAUAGGGGUGUACCAUGGGGCCAUGACCUUAUUGCUGCAAGAUCAUGAAGGCCAGAUUCUUGGCCCUCGUUCUGUUGGUGUUGGGCUAGAAUAUCCUGGAGUCAGCCCAGAGCUAAGCUUCCUGAGAGAGAUUGGUCGUGCAGAGUUUCACACAGCUACUGAUGAAGAAGCUCUAGAUGCGUAUGCACUGUUGUGCCGGUUAGAAGGUAUAUGCCCAGCGCUGGAGGCAGCACACGCACUGGCACAUCUAGGAAAACUAUGCCCGACCUUGCCUGAUGGCGCCAAGGUGGUAGUUAACUGCAGCGGCCGUGGCGAUAAGGAUAUAGAGACGGUGUUUAAGUAUCAACAGCUCAAAAGUGCGCAAGUUUCUGAUGGGAACAACCAUCCUAAACCACUUCAAAUGUAGUAAAUACAUAACUGCCAGUUUAACAGAUUAAAGUUGAACGUGUGAUCA